Molecule: messenger RNA, 3216 nt
Organism: Mangifera indica (mango)
Lineage: Eukaryota; Viridiplantae; Streptophyta; Magnoliopsida; Sapindales; Anacardiaceae
Product: potassium transporter 11-like
Exons: 8
Coding region: 827-3172 (781 amino acids)
Biological process (GO): potassium ion transmembrane transport
Cellular component (GO): membrane
Molecular function (GO): potassium ion transmembrane transporter activity
Source: RefSeq, a predicted model, not a curated record
CAACAACAAACAAACUUUGCGACUCUCGCUUUCUCUCUCUCUCUCUCUCUCUGUAAAGAAGUUGUCAGAGAGACUUUUUGGCGUUAACUAUAAUCAGAGACAAUUAAUUCUCUGUUUCAUAUUCGUAAUUAUAGAACGAGCCAAAUCCAGGUCGACACUGUUGUUUCCUUCUUUUUUCUGCUUAUAUUUUGCAGAAACCGACAUGGCUUUUGCAACUUUCUGUGUUUUGUGCAGAGGGUUUAUGGUUUUAUGGUGUGCUUUUGGAAGAUUUUUACUGGGUUUUUGAUCUUGUGGUGGAUAUUGAACCGACCCCACUUAAAGUUUUUGGGUAACAACGAGAAAAGCUUGUGAAGCUGAAAUACAUAUUCCCAUUCGGCUGUUUUAUUCAUUAGUGUUUUUGUUUAUGUGCAGAGAUACAAGGUGUGCUUUGGCUAGUUCAUCAUCUUUUGAUUUUUUGUGUUUACUAGCUUGCUGGGAAUUGAGAUUGGAGUAGCAAAGUUUCCACUUUUGUUAAGUUCUGACUUUUGAGCUCAACUAAAGAAUAAGCCUUUACUCUCUCUUUUUGGGUUGGAUUGAUUCGGUUUUUUGGCAUUGGGUUAAAUUUUGGUUCUUUACAAGAUUUUGUAGAGGGGUUUGAAUUUUUGGUUGGAUUGCUGAUGGAUUUCAAGUGAAGUUUAGAUUCAAAAUGGUGUAUUUGAAUUAGUCCUUGUUUUGGUUUAGGAUUUGGGAAGCAACAAGGUUGUGGUUUUGUGUUAGAGUUAAUCUAGAGAGUGCUAUUAAAAGAGUUUGGUGGAAGCUGAAUAAUCGUUUUGAGUUGGGUUUGGAAAUGGCUGCUGAAGUUGAGAUUGAUGAAGACACUGAAAAUAACAGAGGAAGCAUGUGGGUUUUGGAUCAGAAACUAGAUCAGCCCAUGGAUGAAGAAGCUGGAAGGCUGAAAAACAUGUACAGAGAAAAGAAAUUUUCUGCCUUGUUACUUCUUCGGCUAGCAUUCCAGAGUCUUGGAGUUGUAUAUGGAGACUUGGGGACGUCUCCCUUGUAUGUUUUCUACAAUACAUUUCCUCAUGGUAUCAAAGAUCCAGAGGAUGUGAUUGGAGCUCUUUCGCUGAUUAUAUACUCUCUUACUCUUAUCCCGCUCCUCAAGUAUGUUUUUGUUGUGUGCAGAGCAAAUGACAAUGGUCAAGGUGGAACUUUUGCUCUAUAUUCAUUGCUUUGUCGACAUGCAAAAGUAAAAAUCAUUCCUAAUCAACACCGAACUGAUGAGGACCUGACAACUUACAUCCGUUCUACUUUCCAUGAACAAUCAUUUGCUGCAAAAACCAAGAGAUGGUUGGAGAGGCAUACAUUGAGGAAGAAUUCACUUCUUAUUCUUGUGCUUGUUGGCACUUGCAUGGUGAUUGGUGAUGGGAUUCUCACUCCAGCUAUAUCAGUUCUUUCAGCUGCGGGAGGGAUCAAGGUAGACCACCCCCGUAUGAGUAAUGGUGUAGUUGUGGUCGUUGCUGUUGUACUAUUAGUAGGUUUGUUUAGCAUGCAACAUUAUGGUACGGAUAAGGUUGGCUGGCUCUUUGCACCAAUAGUGCUGCUCUGGUUUCUCAUGAUUGGAGGAAUUGGCCUUUUCAAUGUCUGGAAAUAUGAUAGCAGUGUUUUAAAAGCCUUUUCACCUUUGUACAUAUACCGAUAUUUUAAAAGGGGGGGACGAGAUGGUUGGACCUCCCUUGGAGGUAUCAUGCUUAGUAUAACAGUUUCAGCUGUACAGAUUGCCUUUACAGUAGUUGUGUUUCCUUGCCUUCUCUUAGCUUAUUCUGGACAAGCUGCCUACCUUGUGAGGCACCCAGAUCAUGUGGCUGAUGCCUUCUAUCGUUCUAUUCCAGACAGUAUAUAUUGGCCAGUUUUUAUUGUUGCAACUGCAGCUGCUAUAGUAGCAAGUCAGGCUACCAUAUCUGCAACUUUUUCAAUAAUCAAGCAGGCCCUUGCACUUGACUGUUUCCCAAGAGUUAAAGUUAUACAUACAUCAAAGAAAUUCCUUGGACAGAUAUAUAUUCCAGAUAUCAACUGGAUCCUUAUGAUUCUUUGCAUUGCAGUGACUGCUGGAUUCAAAAAUCAAAGCCAAAUUGGAAAUGCAUAUGGGACUGCGGUUGUCAUAGUCAUGCUGGUAACUACACUGCUGAUGGUUCUUAUUAUGAUACUUGUGUGGCACUGUCAUUGGGUUAUCGUGCUGAUCUUCACUGGAUUAUCAUUGGUUGUGGAGUGCACAUAUUUUUCUGCCGUACUCUUUAAGGUCAAUCAAGGUGGCUGGGUUCCCCUUGUAAUUGCAGCCGCCUUUCUUCUCAUCAUGUAUGUUUGGCAUUACGGUACCAUGAAACGGUAUGAGUUCGAGAUGCACAGCAAGGUGUCAAUGGCUUGGAUUCUUGGUCUUGGCCCCAGUUUAGGACUGGUUAGGGUCCCUGGAAUUGGACUUGUAUACACAGAACUGGCAAGCGGAGUGCCCCACAUAUUCUCCCACUUCAUCACAAAUCUCCCCGCCAUCCAUUCUGUUGUUGUUUUCAUUUGUGUUAAGUACCUUCCAGUCUACACUGUCCCAGAAGAAGAAAGGUUCCUUGUAAAGCGAAUCGGACCCAAAAGUUUCCACAUGUUUCGCUGCGUUGCAAGGUAUGGCUACAGAGACCUCCAUAAAAAAGAUGAGGAUUUUGAGAAAAAACUCUUCGACAAUCUCUUCUUGUUUGUCCGGCUCGAGGCCAUGAUGGAAGGUUGUUCAGAUUCAGAUAUAUAUAGCUUAUAUGAGCAGCAAACUGAGCAGUCAAGAGAGGGCCUGCUGAAUAAUGACAAUGGAAACACAACCUGUUCCAUGACAGGCCUAACCAUAUCAUCAGUAGAUUCAAUCAUGCCAGCGAUGAAAUCGCCCCUGCAUGCAAAUAAUACAGUAAGGUCAUCCAGUCAAAUGAGCAGCCAAACUGAGACAGAAGAGUUAGAGUACUUGAAUGGUUGUAGAGAUGCUGGAGUUGUGUACAUACUGGGGAACACUGUGGUUAGAGCUCGGAGGGAAUCGAAGUUCUGUAAAAAGAUUGCAAUUAAUUAUAUAUAUGCAUUUCUUAGGAAGAUUUGCAGACAAAAUAGUGUACUAUUUAAUGUUCCUCAUGAAACUCUGUUGAAUGUUGGACAAAUUUUAUAUGUUUAACUUUUUGAACAAUAAGAAUAAUUUGUAUUGUUUUUUUUUUUUUA